Lactuca saligna is the source of this 1396-nucleotide messenger RNA. Lineage: Eukaryota; Viridiplantae; Streptophyta; Magnoliopsida; Asterales; Asteraceae. The record is from the annotation of a GenBank genome assembly.
AUAGAUAGAGGAAGAUGUAGGAACUGAACUCAUAUUCAUCAGUCAUCAUGUUUUCUUUCGUAUUCAUUAAUAUAUAAUCUGUAGGAAUUCAACUAAUAUAAUCUGAUCACAAUAUAUUCUAAAAAAGUUCUCUUUUCUUUCAUUUUUCUGUAGGUGUUCAACUAAUAGUUCAAGUUCGGCUGAAAAAACCCUAGUUAUGGACUCAUUACCAGAUUCUAUAUUAAAUGACUUGAGAAAAGUUGAGGAGAUAUUAACAAAAAUAGAUGAGAAUCAAACUCAAAGUGGUUACAGUUUAGAACAUGUUUUAAACAACUCUGAUAACAUAAACAUGAGAAGUGAAAUGAUGAAAUUUGUUAGAAAUGUUAGUUUACAAUGUUUAAAUGUAUUUCCACAUGACCAUAUUUUAAAAGAAGCUGCACUUGUUGCUGAAGAGAUUUCAAACACAAAAAUGAACUCCUCUAGUGUUGCUAUUACUCCAUGUAAGACAUUGGCAAAAAGCCUCUUGAAAAGCAAUCAUCAGGAUGUACAUUUACGUGGUGUUUAUGCAAGAAGAGAAGCUGCAUUUGGGAAUAUAGAAUAUGCAAGAAAAGUAUUUGACAUGGCAUUAUUAUCCAUUGAAGGGCUUCCAUGGGAUCCCAAAUCAAACGCCUCACUUUUAUUCUUUUGUCAAUUCAAAAGUCAACCAUCAAGUUUACAGCUGUUAAGGGCACGUCAGGGAUUUAAAGAACAAAUAAGGGUAAUUCAGGAAACAUGGAUACAUGGGAGUAUUAAUGAAAAUUCUGUUGCUUCUAUUUGUUGUGCUUCAUUAUUUGAAGAGUUGACUUCUGGAUUGGAAUAUGGAAUAGAAAUUUUAAAUCAAUCUCUUUCCAUGGUGCUUCCAGAAAGGAGAAGAAAAAUUCAUCAACUUGAAUUACUAUUCAACUAUUAUAUACAAAUGCUAUGGAAGCAUCAUUCAGAAGUAGAGCUUGCAAAUAUUUGGAAUAUUUUGGUGCAAGAAUUACAGAUAUACCCCUUCAAUCCCAAACUCUAUAAUACAAUUAUUCAAAUUGGACAUCUUCAUACUUCCCCUAGUAAGCUUCGAUGGAUCAUUGAUGAUUACUUACACAAGAAACCAUCAGUGAGUGUUUAUCUGUUUGCAUUAUCAUAUGAGAUUAGAAAAGGAAGCUCUCAUCAUAGAGUACAUAGAAUCUUUGAAAGAGCAUUGGGUGAUAACAUGUUGAAAAGCUGUGAACUGAACUCGGAGUCGGUUAUACCUGGAGGUUUCCUCGAAUGGAAAGAGACCAUGGAUUCUUGGGGUUCCAAAAUGAUAUCUGCUAUAAAGGGUCUGCAUUUUGUUGCUCCAACAGGGAGUAACCUUGAAUGCCAUGGGAAAGAGGGUACUGUGUUUGUAGGAUAA